AUUUUCUUUUUAUUGUUGUCUUGACAGAAUUACAAGAGGAUCAACAUUGACAAACACGAACGGCUAUUUACGUGCCCUCCUGUUGUAACACCAUUUCUCGACGAAUAGGGGCUCCAUAUGCUGUGCCACAUGAAAUGAAUAAAGGGCCCCAGCCUAUUGGAGGACCUCCAGCUGCCCCACAUCCCUCCCCUUCUGGGAUUUCUCAGACUGCCUAUCCCUCUAGCCAGACAACUGCUCCAGUAGUUUUUGCACCACAGCAAACUCCACAAAUGAACACUCAACCACAACCACGGCAGUUUGCUGCAGGUCCUCGAGCUUUACAUCAGCAAUACUACCCAAACAGAGCCCAGCAACAGAGUAGUGCUUCCAGGGUUCAGAGUAGUGCAACGACUCGACCUGUGGCCUCUGCUACUCAUGUCUACCCACCUGGUUCACAGACCAUUAUGAUGAUGGCGCAACAGAUACCCACCUAUCCAUCAUCAGGACCUUAUUAUGUUCCCAAUCAGUUUCGUUCUUCAUUUGUACAACCAGCACAACAGUAUCCUGUUCCACCUGGAACUGGAUUUUAUUCAAACCCAAAUCCUGGGGAUUACCCUUUUGGAACCUAUUACCCAGCAACACAGGGUGUGCAACAAUAUUCUACACCAGUGGCACCUCCCACUGUUAUGAUAAAUCCUGCACAGCCACAAAUGCCUCCUAAAAGAGAACGUAAACAGAUCCGGAUAAGGGAUCCAAACCAGGGUGGAAAAGACAUCACAGAAGAGAUUAUGUCUGGAGGAAGAUCAGGCUCUACACCAACACCACCACAGUCUGCAGUAGGAAAUAUGGAGGGAGGUGGAAACGUACAGACUAACGGGGAAAAUCCUCAUCCAGUGCCAGUCAUUAUCCGACCAGAUAAGCCAAAGUCUCCUGCAGUGGCAACUAAACCAGUAGAAGAGUUGAACAAACCUGAAAAAUCUAUUACACCUGAAAGUGUGGAAAGCAAGCCUGAACUCAACACUAACUUAACAGACUCUGAGGAAUUAUCAAAAGUACCGGUCACUGAGCCAGAUGACACUAAACCCACUGUAGUCUGUUAUGAUGUGGCUGUGACAGAUCCUGUACAAUCUGAUCAUGAUAAUGAAAUUAAUCCUUUGCCUGAACCUGUGUCUUUGCCUCCCGUAGCAAAUGAAAUGCAGGAAAGUGAAGCAGAGAAUGUACGAGAACUACAAAAAGAGGAGGAAGUGAUUGUAGAUGAAUCGAGCUCAAAGGAUUUGGAGAACAUGGAGAGUAAUGGUGUUAUAGCAGGACAAGUAGAUGAACCUUGUCAAAAUUCUGAAACUCCACUUGAACCUUCACUUGAACCUCCACUUGAACCUCCACUUGAACCUUCACUUGAACCUUCACUUGGACCUCCACUUGGACCUCCACUUGGACCUCCACUUGGACACUUGGACCUCCACUUGGACCUCCACUUGGACCUCCACUUGGACCUCCACUUGGACCUCCACUUGAACCUCCACUUGGACCUCCACUUGAACCUCCACUUGAACCUCCACUUGGACUUCCACUUGGACUUCCACUUGGACUUCCACUUGGACCUUCACUUGGACCUUCACUUGGACCUUCACUUGGACCUUCACUUGGACCUUCACUUGGACCUCCACUUGGACCUCCACUUGGACCUCCACUUGGACCUUCACUUGAUAAACCACCAAAUUGUAAUGGAUUCACCCAUUGCACAACCUGAAGAACUGAAGGUAUCCAAUGGUCCGGAGCUUUCAACAGAGCAGGAUUCAGAAGUUUUAGAAGCUCAGCAGGAAUCUGACAUCAGCCCAAUUUCUGAACCUGAAGCAACAAAAACUGAAGAGAGUGCUGUAGGCUUGACAUCUGAGGAGAAGGAAGAAGAGGACAUUGUAGAAAUUGAAUGUCAAGAUGCUUCACCAACAGCAGCAGCUUUAUCCCAGAUGAAUGACAAUCCUAUGCAAGCUGCAGCUGUAUCUGUGCCAAAGAAGAAAAGGAAGUUGAAGGACUUAAAUAAGAAAGAAGCAGUUGGUGAUCUUCUAGAUGCUUUUAAAGAGUCUCAAGUAAAAGAACCUGUAGCAGAGUCUGAUGCCCAGCCUGCUGCUGUAUCUGUUGAAGUGACUGAAACAAUUGCUUCCACCCGUGACGAGCCAGAGGAAACAUGGGAAGAAAAGGAAGACAAGCAAGAUGUAGAGAACAUCAAGCCAGAUGGAAUCAAAUUGUUAGAUCAAAAAUAUCAAUAUAAGGAAGAGAAUUGGAAACCACUUAAUCCUGAAGACAAGAAGAAAUACGACCGCGAAUUUCUCUUGGGGUUCCAAUUCAUCUUUGCCAGCAUGCAGAAACCUGAAGGCCUGCCUGCUAUUAGUGAUGUUGUGUUGGAUAAGGCAAACAAGACUCCACUUCGUCCCCUUGACCCAAGCAGACUGACUGGAAUGAACUGUGGCCCAGACUUCACACCACCUUUUGCAAAUCUAGGAAGACAGCCAAUUGGGAGAGGCCUACCUUCAGGUGUGGGUCCAAGAAGAUCUCAGCAAGGCCCAAGAAAAGAGCCACGCAAAAUUAUUGCAACUGUCUCUCUAAAUGAUGACAUACAACUUAAGAAGGCAGAACAUGCCUGGAAACCUUCUGUAAAAAAACCAACUGAGGAGGAUGACCCUGAAAUGAUAAAAACUCAGGAGCUGUUCCGAAAGGUUCGCAGUAUUUUGAACAAAUUGACCCCUCAGAUGUUCCAGCAGUUGAUGAAACAGGUGGCAGAUUUGACAAUUGACAAUGAAGAGCGGUUAAAGGGAGUAAUUGAUCUGGUCUUUGAAAAAGCUAUUUCUGAACCAAACUUCUCCGUUGCCUAUGCCAACAUGUGCCGCUGUCUUACAACACUUAAAGUUCCAAUACCAGAUAAACCUGGAGCAACAGUGAAUUUUCGGAAGUUGCUGUUGAACAGAUGUCAAAAGGAGUUUGAAAAAGACAAAGAUGAUGAUGCAGUAAUAGAUAAAAAACAGAAAGAAAUUGAUGCUGCUGUUAUGUCAGAGGAGAAAGCCCGCCUCCAAGAAGAGCUAAAGGAUGCAAGAGAUAAAGCUAGACGUCGAUCACUAGGCAAUAUCAAAUUCAUUGGUGAACUUUUCAAACUGAAAAUGUUAACAGAACCAAUUAUGCAUGACUGUAUAGUGAAGCUGCUAAAGAAUCAUGAUGAAGAAUCACUUGAAUGCCUAUGUAGGUUAUUAACAACAAUAGGCAAAGACUUGGAUUUUGAAAAAGCCAAACCUAGAAUGGAUCAAUAUUUUAAUCAGAUGGAAAAAAUUAUUAAAGAAAGGAAAACUUCAUCUCGGAUUCGCUUUAUGGUACAGGAUGUGAUCGAUCUUCGACAAAAUAACUGGGUGCCGCGAAGAGGAGAUCAGGGACCCAAGACAUUAGAACAGAUUCACCGAGAUGCUCAGAUAGAAGAACAUCAACAGCAGUUAAGAGUACAACAGCAGCUCCUAUCCAAACAGGAUAAAAGGAGGGUUGCUCCAGGCACCAGUUGUGCUGGUGUCCGAGGAAGUCAAGGCAUUGAUGAAGCUGGAUGGAAUACUGUGCCAAUUGCCAAAAAUAGUAGACCAAUUGAUACUAAUCGGCUAAGCAAGAUUACUAAGCCAGGGGCCAUGGAUUACAAUAAUCAAGUGUUGGCACCAGCAGGUCGACUUGGCGGCUGGGUUAAAGGAAGCAGUGGUGGAUCUGGAAGCAAGUCUAGUGAUACAGGUGUGGAUUCAGGAAGGCCAGCCACAGCGACAUUGAACAGAUUUUCAGCGCUCCAACAGUCGUCAUCUACAGACAGUUUUGAUGCACGGAGAGUUGUCCCCAGGAGCAGUUCAAGUCGUGAUAGAAGUGAAAAAGGCGAGCGUGAGAGAGGAGACAGAUUUGAAAGGAGCGAACGUCACGACAGAAAUGAGAAAAGUGAUCAUGGUGAAAAGAGUGAUAAAAGUGAUCGUGCUGAGAAACUGGAGAGAAGUGAUCGUAACAGACCUCAACUUACUAAGAGAAGCUACAGCAAAGAAGUAGAUGACCGAAGCAGGGAGCGAGAGCGACGAAGUUCUCAAGAACCAGUCAGACGUGUAGCCAGCAUGACAGAAGAAAGAGAUCGAGGACAUGUGCGAGAUCAGAGCAGAGAAUCUGUUAAGCUUGAGCCUGUCUCUGUGACACCUGAUAAACCUGCCCUGUCCGAGGAAGAGUUUGAAAAGAAAUCCAAGGCAAUCAUUGAAGAGUAUUUGCAUAUCAAUGAUAUAAAGGAAGCAUCGCAGUGCGUGCAGGAGCUUGAAUCACCGAAGACUUUGCACAUCUUUGUUCGAAGUGGCAUUGAAUCAACUUUGGAGAGAAGUGCACUUGCAAGAGAACACAUGGGAAUUCUGUUAUAUCACCUUGUAAAAGCUGGUACUCUAUCAAAGGAACAGUACUGCAAAGGACUACAUGAAAUCCUUGAAGUAGCUGAAGAUAUGGAAAUUGAUAUCCCACAUAUAUGGCAAUAUCUUGCUGAACUAAUUGUUCACAUGCUAUAUGAUGGAGGCUUACCAAUGGGAGAUCUUUUCAGAGAAGUGGCCAAACCACUGAUCCCUAUUGGAAAGGCUGGCCUUCUGCUUGCUGAUCUACUGUGUUUACUUUGCAAAGGAAUGAGCCGUAAAAAGGUAGGCUCUUUGUGGAGAGAAGGUGGUCUCAGCUGGAAGGAAUUCCUUCCUGAGGAAAAAGACAUCAACCAAUUUGUCACAGAGAAGAAAGUGGAGUUUACUCUGGGAAAUGAAUCUAAUCAUGAGGAAUCAUCAAGCAAAACUGAAAUAUCUUUUAAUGACCUGUGUGAACAGUUUGAUAAGUUGAUCAAGGAGAAAGCUGACAACCAAAGAAUAUUUGACUGGAUUGAAGCCAACAUUGAUGAAAAGCAAAUUGUUUCAUCAGUGUUCAUUAGAGCAUUAAUGAAAUCGGUUUGUCAUUCUGCUGUUGUAUUUGAAAACCCAAUUCGUGUGGAUACAGAGGUUGUCCAAAAUAGAGUCAAGGUCCUAACGAAAUACUUGGAUUCUGAUCCCCAGCGUGAACUGCAAGCACUCUAUGCCCUUCAGGGCUUAAUGGCCAAAUUAGAGCAGCCACCAAACUUAUUAAGGACAUUUUUCGAUGUUUUGUAUGAUGAGGAUGUUAUAUCCGAAGAAGCCUUUUACAAGUGGGAGUCAAGUAAAGACCCAGCUGAGCAACAAGGCAAAGGAGUAGCUUUGAAAUCUGUGACAGCUUUCUUCACUUGGUUAAGAGAAGCUGAAGAAGAAUCAGAAGGAAAUUAGAAAUCAUGAUUGACAGAAGUCAAUCACAUAGUGAAUGCAUCAGGCAGAUGAGAACUGUCCUUUGAGUUUUUGCACAAUCAAGUGCUUGGUUCUGAGAACGUCUAUUCAAUAAACCCUUGGUACUUCAAGGUUUUAUCUAUUUUUUAACAUCAGUUCAUGUCUAACAAAUAUAACUAUUUAGAAAAAGAAAUUAGGGCUAUUGAGAUGGUCCUUAAAAUUAGGUGGUUGUCAUGGGCAUAGGAAAGUGGUGGGGAUUUUUUGAUUUUUAAUAAAGAAUGGUGGCUACCUUGUUGGUGUUAAAUUACCAACGAUGCAAACAAAUUUAGGGAUUCCAGGAUAUAUCAACUUGGCUUCCCUAAACUAGAUUUAUUUUGAGGGGAGGGGCACUCAACCCCUAACCCCUCUGUUCUUAUGCCUGUGAGUUGUAUAAAAAGCCUUGAACAAGCCUGUAGUGGAUUUUAAAAAUCAGUAAGAGUUUAACAGUUUAAUUAGACAACAUAAAAACAGUACAGUUCCUAGGUGAUUCUACUUAAUGUAGAACAGUUUUAGGACAGUUCUGUAAAUAAAUGUUCCGCAAUAUUGCUAAUGUAAUGCCAUGUUAUUUCUGCUGUCUUUGAUAAAGUGCAGCAGUGUCUCCUGUAUUUAUAGAAUUCCUGAGUUCAUAAGGUGCUUGUAAUUAUCAACAAGAAUGAAUCCUUCAUUGAUUACAGUUUAAAAUGAAUGUGUAAAUACUUUUUGCUUUAUUAAGUAUUUAAUUAAAAUUAAUGCCUCUUUUCACGUCCAAAACUGGAAAAUAAAGAACAUAUUGCAAUGUAAAA
Chiloscyllium plagiosum (whitespotted bambooshark) is the source of this 6112-nucleotide messenger RNA. The record is from RefSeq and is a predicted model, not a curated record. NCBI's taxonomy places the organism in Eukaryota, Metazoa, Chordata, Chondrichthyes, Orectolobiformes, Hemiscylliidae.